This is a messenger RNA of Vitis riparia (riverbank grape), 1801 nucleotides long. Its product is annotated as U-box domain-containing protein 4. The coding region runs from base 207 to 1226 and encodes 339 amino acids. The transcript has 2 exons. Gene Ontology annotation, molecular function: protein binding. Gene Ontology annotation, cellular component: cytoplasm; nucleus. NCBI's taxonomy places the organism in Eukaryota, Viridiplantae, Streptophyta, Magnoliopsida, Vitales, Vitaceae. The record is from RefSeq and is a predicted model, not a curated record.
UCCCUCUCUUUCUCUCCCCUUUUAUAUUUUGGCAUCCCCUCUUACGCUCUCUCUCAACCACAGUGCCAGUCAAACAUUACCCGAAUGAGUUCUUUUCGAAUCUGGUAACCCAAAAUUCCAACUCUCCGGUGAUACCCCACCGUUUGAUGCUGUGAUAAGGGAGAAUUUCGUCAACGGAGACCGAGAUUCCGGCCAACUAUAUCUACAUGGGGCAGAGCUCCGGUGAUCAUAACGAUUAUUCCUCGACUUUCAGUGACUGUAACAGCGAUAGAUCCGGUGAGUUUCCGACGACAUCGUCUCAGGGCCGCCGACUGCUGCUAGCCUGCGCUGCGGACAAUUGCGAUGAUCUGAUCCGGCAGCUCGUUUCCGAUCUCGACUCUUGUUCGAUUGAUGAGCAAAAGCAAGCCGCCAUGGAGAUCAGGCUCCUCGCCAAGAACAAGCCCGAGAAUCGUCUCAAGAUCGCUGGGGCCGGGGCUAUCAAGCCGUUGAUUUCUCUUAUCUCUUCCUCUGAUGCUCAGCUUCAAGAGAACGGAGUUACGGCGAUUUUGAAUCUCUCUCUGUGCGACGAGAAUAAGGAACUGAUAGCCUCAUCGGGAGCUAUUAAACCACUGGUUAGAGCUCUCAAGACUGGGACAUCAACAGCGAAGGAGAACGCAGCUUGUGCUCUGCUCCGCUUGUCACAGAUAGAGGAGAACAAGAUUGUAAUCGGAAUGGCGGGAGCGAUUCCGCUGCUAGUGAAUCUAUUAGGGUAUGGUAGUUUUCGGGGGAAAAAGGACGCCUCGACGACUCUAUAUUCGCUAUGUUCGGUGAAAGAGAACAAAAUCAGAGCAAUUCAAGCCGGGAUCAUGAAGCCUCUAGUGGAAUUGAUGGCGGAUUUUGGGUCCAAUAUGGUGGAUAAAGCAGCUUACGUGUUAAGCCAAUUGGUUUCUCUCCCUGAAGGCAGAACUUCUUUGGUUGAGGAAGAUGGUAUUCCGGUACUCGUGGAGAUCCUUGAAGACGGAUCGCAGAGGCAGAAAGAAAUUGCAGUUGCAAUUCUCUUACAGAUUUGCGAGGAUAGCUUGGCUUAUCGCAAUAUGGUAGCCCGCGAAGGAGCAAUUCCUCCUCUGGUCGCAUUGUCACAGUCCAGCGCCAAUCGCUCUAAACAGAAGGCGGAGGCACUCAUUGAUCUUCUACGGCAACCAAGAUCCGGCAACGUCGCUGCCAGAACGUCAGAUGUGUCAGUCUAAGGCCCCCACACCACAUGUCAUGUAACAACACAGUCACACUUCGGCGAAAAGAAAAAAAAAAAAAGAGAGAGAGAAAAAAAUGUAAAUAUCCGUGCAACGGAGCUUGUAAAAUUUGUGACAGACGGAUGUGGGUUUGUUUGGGUUUUGGAUUGGAAAGUCGUGAUACACGCUCUUUGUUUGAUUAUUUAUCAUAUGUCACUUUUGUGAGUCGGAGAAGAAAGCAUUAGGAAAAGUAAAGGCAAUGGCAGCCAUGGGAAUAAAAUAAGGAAUCAAAAUGGAGAAAGAGAAGUAAAAGCAUUCUGGUGGAUGGAUUUGACAAAUCGCUAACGUGUCCACGAGGAACGCGUGCUGAGACUGAGGCCCGGGAAUCUUUUUUCAAAUCGUAGCCAUUGAUUUUUGAACAGCUUAGCGCUUCUCUUGGUCUGCCACGUGCCAAUCUUUCCCUUUUAUCAACUCGGUUUGUCCUUCACCUUCCCCCAACUUAUGAUGGCGGCUGAUUCUCCAUUAUUUUAUUUGAUGACUCACCUUUUGUAUAGUUUUUUCCCACAUUAUAUCAAAUCACAAAAUAAAAACAA